Messenger RNA from Mugil cephalus (flathead mullet), 3178 nucleotides. RefSeq names its product megakaryocyte-associated tyrosine kinase (gene matk). NCBI's taxonomy places the organism in Eukaryota, Metazoa, Chordata, Actinopteri, Mugiliformes, Mugilidae. The record is from RefSeq and is a predicted model, not a curated record. The transcript is spliced from 13 exons. Gene Ontology annotation, biological process: protein phosphorylation. Gene Ontology annotation, molecular function: protein tyrosine kinase activity; protein binding; ATP binding. The coding region runs from base 178 to 1716 and encodes 512 amino acids.
CACGUCGGUCUUCUCCUUUUUAUUGGAAUUUUGUAAGAAAUGACGGAAAGACGAGUCAUAUGGCAGCGUCACUAAAUUUGACCAGAUCUUGAGGAAGUGGUUGUACGACGGAGCAGAUGUCGAGCGAGUCAAGCAGCAGACUUGUGUUUUUCCUUUGAAGACUGAACAUGUCCACGGAUGAGAGAAAGCUCGACGACCGCUCCUCCUGAGAAUCUGAAGAGGUCCGUCCACUGUGGAGGUGCUGCUGUUCUCAUCUCGGUUCCCAACAGGGAGGCUGUCCGCAUCCGUCCAGAGAGCCGCAGGUGUUCAAUACGGAGUGAACCAGCCCGGCUCAUGGCAAAGAUGGGUUGGGCUGCUGGGACGCAGUGUGUAGCCAAAGGAGCCCACAGGAAAGCCAAACCUGGAGAGCUGGUGUAUCAGAAAGGAGACAUCCUCACUAUUGUUGACACAAGCACGAGGAAGGGAUAUUACAUGGCCAGACACAACUCCACAGGAGAGGAGGGACUCAUCAACUCCAUCAAUGUCCGUGAAAGAGAAGCUCUCCGAGUUGACCCGGGCCUCAGCCUCAUGCCCUGGUUUCAUGGAAAGAUCUCUGGUCCAGAGGCUGUGUCUAAGCUACAGCCAGCUGAAGACGGUCUGUUCCUGGUGCGGGAGAGCAUCCGGCAUCCUGGUGACUACGUCUUGUGCGUCAGUGUCUCCGGAGAGGUCAUACACUACCGGGUGAUUUAUCAGGACCACAAACUGACCAUCGACAACAACGAGUAUUUCUACAACCUUAUCGACAUGAUAGAGUUCUACUCAAAGAACAAAGGGUCCAUUGCUACAACUCUUCUGAAACCCAAACAGAAACAAGGAACCAAGUCAGCUGAGUUGGAGCUGUCAAAAAGUGGAUGGCUGCUAGACAUUGAAAAGCUCAAACUGGGAGAGAAUAUUGGAGAGGGGGAGUUUGGUGCCGUUUAUGAAGGAGAGUACAUGGGCCAGAGGGUGGCAGUGAAGAUCAUUAAAUGUGAUGUAACAGCUCAGGCCUUCCUGCAGGAGACCACAGUUAUGACGAAGCUGCAGCAUAAAAAUCUGGUGCGGUUGUUGGGGGUCGUCCUUCACCAAGGGCUUCAUAUUGUUACUGAGCUCAUGACGAAGGGAAACCUUGUUAACUUUCUCAGGACGAGAGGGCGUUCAGUCGUAAAAUGUGCUAACCUCCUCCGCUUUGCUCUCGAUGUGUGUGAAGGGAUGGAAUAUCUGGACUCCAAGAAGCUGGUUCACAGAGAUCUGGCAGCUCGGAACAUCCUGGUCUCUGACGACAGCGUGGCCAAGGUCAGUGACUUCGGCCUGACCAAGGUGGACCCUAAGGUGCCUGAUAAAGCCAAACUGCCGAUCAAAUGGACCGCACCUGAAGCUCUGAAGAAAGAGAAAUUCUCCACAAAGUCAGACGUUUGGAGUUACGGUGUUCUUCUGUGGGAGAUCUUCUCUUAUGGUCGUCAGCCUUACCCCAAGAUGACUCUAAGUGAGGUGAAGGAGAAGGUGGAGGAAGGCUAUCGCAUGGAGGCUCCAGAGGACUGUCCCCCUGCUGUUUACUCCAUAAUGAGACUUUGCUGGGAGCACGAACCCCGCAAAAGACCCGGAUUCCCCAAGCUGAGGGAGAAACUUGAACGAGAGAUGGGUAAACUAGACUCUGCUUCAGAGAGCCAGGAUGGGAUCAGAUCUGGAUCUGGAUGCUGAUCUCGGUUUUUGACUUACAGUACUGGAAGCAAAGCACAAGCUUUAGAGACACAGACUCUCCCUGCAGGUCCUCUCAUACACUCAUACACAAGUGGACUUGUUUUCUUUCUGUCCUUCAUGCAAGUGACAAGAAGUUUAAAUGCCAUGAUUAACGCAGUUUUGAUUUUCCUGUUUUUUUUUUUGUUUGUUUGUUUGUUUUUUACAAAUCAUAUGAAGCAUCGUCAUUUUUCAUGUCAGAUCAUUGGGCCAUUCAAUCAAAUUGCCUCUACAGACAUUAUGAACUGAAAUAUCUCUGCUGGACAGAUCAGACUGAGUUUUAUGCAGGCAUUUGUCUUCCUCUCAGGAUGAAUUUUUUUUUAUAACUAUAUGGUAUUAAAAUUGAAUUUCACAACCAGGUAGAUCCAUUCUUAUUACUGUUGCAUAUACUAGUAUGUUAACAACCACAGCUACGGCACAAAUCACACCCAGUGUGGAGUCUCUUUGUGUGAGAUAGAACAACUAGUGGACAAUCGAAAUUAAAACUCACGGACCAUCUACAGCCAUUAACUUUGACUUCUGCUGAUGCUAUGCAUGUAGUGCUAGCCCAGAGGCAACAAGAAGAGGAGUAAACAACUUGUAUCUCAAGAAACGAGUCUGGAGAUGCCACGUUUUUCCUUUUCUUAAUAAAUCCCACAGAAAGACAAACAACUGAAGUGGAUUCCACUGGGAUGUGUAAAUAUUUACAAAAUUAUCAAGAACUUUAAUUGUCACACACACACAAAAAAACACACCAAUGACAGAGCAUCACCAGACUUUUCCUUCGACAGUGUUUUAAAGCACAAGUAUGAGCGGCUGCAGAGAGCAGUGGUGCUUGUGGAAAUACUGUGUGUUUGAAGUGGGUUCAGUCAGUCAGGGAGGAGCAAGUGGGAUUUGGCAUUGAUCAAAAAUGAAUGUUCCAUCUUAUGUGUAGAGUCGGUGCAGGUUAUCAGUAGGAGAAAUAGAAAACAGGCUUUGUGAUAUAUUUUUUGUCACUUUGUGUAUUAUACUUUACUAGUCAGAAUACUUGGUGCUGACUUUGAUUCCUUUCAUUCAAAUUUAAUUUGUUUUGUAAAACAAAAUCUAUGGGAAAUGCAGCAUUCAUUAUGACGUCCUCCGCCAUCUUUGUUGGGAUUUUGAGAUUAUUGCAGUGACUUUGUGUAAUCCCCAGUCCUCUUGGGAUCUCUUUGGCUUUUUUUGCAGGUACAGCAUAUUUUGUCCUAAUCAUGAGGGGAAAAAAUGUUUCAGGCUGCAACGUUUAUGUCACAUAUUCUAUUUAUUGAAGCACACAUCACUCAUUUUAAAGUAUGCAAGCCUCUUUCUGAUAGAAAUGCAAUAAAUGUUUUUUUCCUCCUUUCCACUUCAGAUCUCCUCUUCCACCUCUUUUCUUUUUGGAUUGUUGUCAUGUCACAAGACCAAAUUAAAGAUGUUGUUUGAUUUAAGUCUA